AUGAGUCAAACAGGGAACAAGAGUUCCUCAGAUGGAGAAACUAAACCCCAGACUUUAUUUGUCAACAAAUGCAUCAGGGGGUCAAAAUUCAGGUCCCCCAAAGCUGAAAACAGAAAAGAGAGCAAUGACCUUAAAACAACUGCUUUUCGACCCAGCGACGAGACACCGAAACCUAACAUGAUGACCAGCUACACAGCUAAGACUAUCACUUCAGAAAUGGAAUUAAGACCCAGGAUGGAGGAAAAAACGUUCCCGCCGAAGUUGGGCAAAAACCCUGUCGACAAGUGUCUAGAUUUGAACAACUGUAGACUAACAACAGCGGAUGUGAGGGAGCCAGGAGAAGCACUUAAAGCGCUGCCUGAACUUGAGUUGAAUUUGUCCUGGAACAGUAAAGUGGGAGGAAACUUGCCUCUGAUCCUCCGGACAUUCCGAGAAGGGAGCAAGAUACAAAUGCCUGAGCUUGUGGACUACGCCCUCACGUCAGAAGAUGGGGCGUUUGUGGGUCAGUUGCUACUUAGGCUGCAAAACCUUGAAGUACUUGAUCUUUCUAUUAACAGAAACAUCGGUGGCAGUCUCAACAGUAUUGCUCAGGGAUUAAAAAGUACCUUAAAUCUGAAAGUCUUGAAGUUACAUUCAUGUGGGUUAUCACAAAAGAGUGUCAAACUACUGGAUGCUGCUUUUAGACACUUGUGUGAGCUGAGGACGCUAGACAUUUCCUGCAACAAGGAGAUGAGUGGAGGGUUUGAAGACUCCCCGGGGGUGGCCGUGCUCGAGCAUCUGGAGGGGCUGGAUCUUCACCAGUGCUCGCUGAUGGCCGACGACGUGAUGUGGCUGACCCGCUGUAUCCCUUUUCUCUCGAGUUUUCAAGAAUUGGACUUAUCUGCCAACAGAAAGAUGGGCAGCUCUUCUGAAAAACUACUCAGCAGGCUCUGAUUUUUACCAGCACUGAAGCCAUUGUUAAUCAACAACUGUGCUUUGGAAAGUGAGACUUUUACUGCCCUGGCUGAAGCCUGCGUUCACCUCCCUGCUCUGGAAAUAGUCAACCUUUCUUGGAAUAAGUGUGUUGUGCUCCUGGAAACGCUAAAGCUUUCAACGUCCCUUCAGGUGCUGAGGCUGAGCAGCUGUUCCCUGGUGACAGAGGACGUGGCUCUUCUGGCAUCGGUAAUCCAGACAGGUCACCUGCCCAGGCUGCGGAAGCUGGACCUGAGCUAUAAUGACAGCAUCUGUGAUGCAGAAUGGACCAUCUUCUGCCAAAACCUGUGGCUCCUCAAAGAGUUAACCGAGCUGGAUAUUAGCCUUCAGCCAUCAGCUUUUCAGGAGCGUGGACAAUGGUUUAGACACUUGUUAUGUGCCGUGACCAAACUUCCUGAGAUCACCGAGAUAGGAAUGAAGAGGUGGAUCCUCCCAGCCUCACAAGAGGAAGAACUAGAAGGCUUUGACCAAGAUCACAAAAGCAGCAUUCACUUUGACCAUGGUGGGUUUCAGGAAGCUGACUUCUCAAGGCUCAACUAA
Messenger RNA from Aethalodelphis obliquidens (Pacific white-sided dolphin), 1512 nucleotides. It is a transcript of the gene LRRC31, whose product is annotated as leucine rich repeat containing 31. Lineage: Eukaryota; Metazoa; Chordata; Mammalia; Artiodactyla; Delphinidae. The record is from RefSeq and is a predicted model, not a curated record.